Molecule: messenger RNA, 1411 nt
Organism: Contarinia nasturtii (swede midge)
Lineage: Eukaryota; Metazoa; Arthropoda; Insecta; Diptera; Cecidomyiidae
Product: hyaluronidase Tab y 2.0101-like
Exons: 6
Coding region: 62-1144 (360 amino acids)
Biological process (GO): carbohydrate metabolic process; hyaluronan catabolic process; defense response
Molecular function (GO): hyalurononglucosaminidase activity
Source: RefSeq, a predicted model, not a curated record
UUUCAAAAAAAAAAAAAAAAAAAAAAAUUGAAGGAGACAAAAAAAGCAACCAAAACAAAACAUGAGAUCUUCUCGCAUUCGAAUCGUAGUAGUUAUCAAUAUUUUGGUGUACAGCUGGUUUGCGAUCUCUCUCAUUGAUGCAAAGCCAUUCACCUUGUAUUGGAAUAUUCCAUCAUUUAUGUGCCGAAAAUAUGCAAUGCCACCUAUAAAUGUAACUGAAAAGUAUGGCAUCGUACAGAAUGAAGAUGACGCAUUUCGUGGAUCGGCGGUAUCAAUUUUGUAUGAUCCUGGAAAAUUUCCGGCUUUAUUGGAAAACUCAUCGUCACGCACACUUGUACAGAGAAACGGUGGUGUUCCGCAACAAGGAAAUCUUGGCGAACAUUUACAAGUCUUUCGACAGCAUAUGAACGAAUUGAUUCCAGAUAAAAACAACAACGGACUGGCGAUCAUUGACUUUGAAUCAUGGCGACCGGUAUAUCGUCAGAACUUUGGUACGUUGCAACCAUACCGCAAUUUAUCGGAAGAUAUCGAACGAAAACGACAUCCAUUUGCACCAGAAAGACGUAUAGAAGCAGAAGCGACACGAAAUUUUGAGAAAGCAGGCCGAUCAUUUAUGGAAAGUACGAUUGAAAUGGCACACAAAAUGCGACCAUAUGCGAAAUGGGGAUAUUACGGUUUGCCGUAUUGUUUCAAUGGUCGAGGUGCUACAGUCGAAGAUUGUGCCAAAGAAGUGAAAGAGGAAAAUGAUCGAACACAAUGGAUUUAUGAUUCAUCCGAUGUAAUUUAUCCAUCGGUAUAUAUGAGCGAGGAUAUUUUGCCAAAUGAUCGUGUCAAAAUGGUACGUGGCCGAGUUAAAGAAUCGAUACGACUAGCGAGACGAUCGCACAAUAUACCAAAACCAAAGGUGAUCGCAUAUCUGCGAUAUGUUUAUACCGAUUCCAGAAAUUUUUUAACCGAGAAAGAUUUCUAUGGAGCCGUCAACACAGUGAAGAGUAUCGGUGGUGAUGGUGUUAUACUUUGGGGUAGUUCUUUCGAUUUAAACAGCAAAGCAAAGUGUAAUCAGUUUUACAACUAUUUGGAAAAUGUCAUUGGUCCGAUCGCACAAUCAUUUCAACCACGUUAUGUUGUUCAACCGUUGCUGUGAGUGGGAUGCUUUUAAUAGCAAGACACCGAAUUUUCAAUUUUAAUUUUGAUAUUUAACUGAAUACCAAUCACGAAUAUCACCAUUACAUUAACCUCUGAUUCUCGGUUCUGCUUUUCAUCACAUAGAUACAUCACCAUUUUAACUCAAUUAUUUGAUUAUUAUUAUUUUUGCUGAACAUAUCUUAGUGCUAAGCUUAGAAUUUACAUGGAAUUGAUGUACAAAUCUCAUCCCGCAUAGUAACAGAAAUUCACUUUAUUGAUUUAUUGA